Messenger RNA from Poecile atricapillus (Black-capped chickadee), 4593 nucleotides. RefSeq names its product phosphatidylinositol-4,5-bisphosphate 3-kinase catalytic subunit delta (gene PIK3CD). Gene Ontology annotation, cellular component: phosphatidylinositol 3-kinase complex; plasma membrane; cytoplasm. Gene Ontology annotation, biological process: phosphatidylinositol-mediated signaling; phosphatidylinositol-3-phosphate biosynthetic process; phosphatidylinositol 3-kinase/protein kinase B signal transduction. The transcript is spliced from 24 exons. The coding region runs from base 313 to 3453 and encodes 1046 amino acids. NCBI's taxonomy places the organism in Eukaryota, Metazoa, Chordata, Aves, Passeriformes, Paridae. Gene Ontology annotation, molecular function: 1-phosphatidylinositol-4-phosphate 3-kinase activity; 1-phosphatidylinositol-3-kinase activity. The record is from RefSeq and is a predicted model, not a curated record.
UUUGCUCAGCUUCUUUCAAAGUCUCUACACCCACAGCUGCAAAGCUGUAUUUUAAGUUGUGAAUGGGGAAAUUUUGUGCUGGUUUUAUGGGCUGAGGAGAAGGGACACAGACUUGCUGAGGGCUGAGCAGGGCUGCAUUUGGAGCUGUGGCUGUGGAGCAGCUUCCAGGCUGUGCCACUGGCAUGUUCCUCUGCUGACCUGACAGAAGAACUCUGACUGGAACUGAGCUCUGGAAAAACAAAGUGGAGCUUGGAGCAUGUGGCCUGAGGAUUGCCUUACACAGCCAGGGGUGAGUGCUAAGCAGUGAGCAGGAUGCCCCCAGGCAUUUACUGCCCUACGGAAUUCUGGUCCAAGGGGGAACACCAAAACAUCCAGGUGGACUUUUUGCUGCCCACAGGCAUAUACUUAAACCUCUCUGUGCCCUGCAAUGCCAGCCUGGGCACCAUCAAGCAGGUGCUCUGGAAGCACGCACAGUAUGAGCCGCUGUUCCACAUGCUCAGUGACCCCGAGGCCUACGUGUUCACCUGCAUCAACCAGACGGCCGAGCAGCAGGAGCUGGAGGAUGAGCAGCGCCGCCUCUGCGACAUCCAGCCCUUCCUGCCCGUCCUGCGCCUCGUGGCUCGCGAGGGAGACAGGGUCAAGAAAGUCAUCAACUCCCAGAUCAGCCUGCUCAUUGGGAAAGGUUUGCACGAGUUUGACUCUGUGCAGGACCCAGAGGUGAGCGAUUUCCGCACCAAAAUGUGCCAGUUCUGCGAGGAGAAAGCAGCAAAGCGGCAGCAGCUGGGCUGGGCAGCGUGGAUGGAGUACAACUUCCCCCUGCAGCUGGAGCCCAUGGCCAAGGGUCCCGGGACUGGCUCUCUGCAAAUCCCCACCAAGAACAUUUUUGUCAACGUCAAGUUCCAGUCUGGUGGGGAGAGCUUCACGUUCCAGAUCUCCCCCUGGGAGUUCCCCAUCACCUUAAUGAGCUAUGCUAUUAAGAAACAGGCUACUGUGUUCCGCCACGAGACCGUGCAGAAGCCAGAGGACUACACCCUGCAGGUGAAUGGGAAAUGUGAAUAUCUCUAUGGGAACUACCCCCUGUACCAGUUCCAGCACAUCCGCAGCUGCCUGCAGCGGGGCCUGACCCCCCACCUGACCAUGGUGCACUCCUCUGCCAUCAUUGCCAUGAGGGACGAGCAGAACAGCUGCUUCACCAGCCCCCCAAAGGCGGCCUCCAAGCCCCCCCCGCUCCCCAAGAAAAAGCCAAACUAUGGCUCUCUCUGGUCCUUAGAGCAGCCUUUCUACAUCGAGCUGGUGCAAGGCAGCAAGGUCAAUGCAGAUGAGAGAAUGAAGCUGGUGGUGCAGGCAGGGCUGUUCCAUGGCAAUGAGAUGCUGUGCAAGACCGUGUCCAGCUCGGAGGUGAGCGUGUGCUCGGAGCCCGUGUGGAAGCAGCGCCUGGACUUUGACAUCAACAUCUGCGACCUGCCCCGCAUGGCCCGGCUCUGCCUCGCCCUCUACGCCGUCAUCGAGAAGGCCAAGAAGGCUCGUUCCACCAAGAAGAAGUCCAAGAAAGCUGACUGUCCCAUCGCCUGGGUCAAUGUGAUGCUCUUCGACUACAAGGACCAGCUGAAAACAGGGGAGUGCUGCCUGCACAUGUGGUCCUCCUUCCCAGAUGAGAAAGGGGAACUUCUGAACCCCAUGGGCACAGUGCAGUGCAACCCCAACACAGAGAGUGCAGCAGCCUUGGUCAUCUGCUUCCCCAGUGUGGCAGCACAUCCUGUGUACUACCCAUCCUUUGAGCAGUUGCUGGAGCUGGGAAGGAAUGGAGAACAACCCCGAGCUCUACCAGAAGAUUCUGAGGAGAAGCUGCAGCUGAGGGAGAUCCUGGAGCGGAGGAGCCACACGGAGCUGUACGAGCACGAGAAGGACCUGGUGUGGAAGAUGAGGUACGACAUCCGUGACCAGUACCCACAGGCUCUGGCCAAGCUGCUCAUCAUCACCAAAUGGAACAAGCACGAGGAUGUUGCCCAGAUGAUUUCCCUGCUUCAGACCUGGCCAGAGCUGCCUGUCCUGAAUGCCUUGGAGCUGCUGGAUUUCAGCUUUCCUGACCGUUAUGUUGGUUCCUUUGCUAUCAACUCCCUGAAGAAGCUGACGGAUGAUGAUGUGUUCCAAUACCUGCUGCAGCUUGUCCAGGUGCUCAAGUAUGAAUCUUACCUAGACUGUGAAUUAACCAAGUUCCUGCUGGAAAGGGCAUUAUCCAACCGCAAGAUCGGCCACUUCCUCUUCUGGCAUCUGAGGUCAGAGAUGCACGUUGCCGCUGUUUCCCUGAGGUUUGGCCUGAUCCUGGAGGCGUACUGCCGGGGCAGCACCCACCACAUGAAGGUGCUGAUGAAGCAGGGAGAAGCACUGAACAAGAUGAAAGCUCUGAAUGACUUUGUGAAAGUGAGUUCUCAGAAGGCCACCAAGCCUCAAACCAAGGAGAUGAUGCACAUGUGCAUGAAGCAGGAAACCUACAGGGAAGCCCUUUCCCACCUCCAGUCCCCCCUGAACCCCAACAUUAUCCUCGCUGAAGUUUGUGUGGAUCAGUGCACCUUCAUGGACUCCAAAAUGAAACCUUUAUGGAUUGUGUUUAAUAAUGAAGAGACAGGUGGAGGUGGAGUGGGUAUAAUUUUUAAAAAUGGAGAUGAUCUGCGGCAGGACAUGCUGACUCUGCAGAUGAUCCAGCUGAUGGACAUCCUGUGGAAGCAGGAGGGCCUGGACCUGAGGAUGACCCCUUAUGGCUGCCUCUCCACAGGAGACAAGACAGGGCUGAUUGAGGUGGUCAUGCACUCGGACACCAUCGCCAACAUCCAGCUCAACAAGAGCAACAUGGUGGCCACAGCUGCCUUCAACAAGGAUGCACUGCUCAACUGGCUCAAGUCCAAGAACCCGGGAGAUGCCUUGGACCAAGCCAUCGAGGAGUUCACCCUGUCCUGUGCUGGCUACUGCGUGGCCACCUACGUGCUGGGCAUUGGGGACCGGCACAGCGACAACAUCAUGGUCCGGGAGACGGGACAGCUGUUCCAUAUUGAUUUUGGUCACUUUUUGGGGAACUUCAAGACUAAAUUUGGUAUUAAUAGAGAACGAGUCCCUUUCAUCUUAACCUAUGACUUUGUGCAUGUCAUCCAGCAAGGAAAAACUAACAACAAUGAGAAGUUUGAAAGGUUCAGGGGUUACUGUGAAAGGGCCUACAUGAUCCUACGGCGCCACGGGCUCCUCUUCCUGCACCUCUUUGCACUGAUGAAAGCUGCUGGGCUGCCAGAGCUCAGCUGCUCCAAAGACAUCCAGUACCUGAAGGACUCCCUGGCCCUUGGGAAAACCGAUGAGGAGGCACUGAAGCACUUCAGAGUGAAGUUUAAUGAAGCCCUGCGGGAGAGCUGGAAAACCAAAGUGAACUGGCUGGCACACAACGUAUCCAAAGACAACAGGCAGUAGAGCAGGAGCCUGUCUCUGCUCAGGAGGAUGGCACAGCCCGAGCCCAGCACUGACACACAGGCUCCUGAGGACUGAACAAUGGUGCAGUGUGGAAGUUCCCCCACCUCAUUCCCAGAGAUCAGACACUGCUGCAUGACUGAAAACCUGUUGGCCUGUCCUCAGCCACACCACUGUGGCUGCUGCAGAUCCUUGGGGAACAAGGGAGAGACGUGAGGCAAUAAAACUACUGCAUACAGUAAAGGUAGGUAAAGGUACUGUACCCUUGAGAACUCCUUCAGCUUCAAAGACUUGUUUCAAUGGAAGAGUUGAGGCACAUGUAACAUCCCUCUGGUGUGCUAAUGUCUGCAUUUCUAUUUUCUUGAAAAUUUAGCUGAGCAGAGAUCUCCCUGUGUCUGUAGCCCAUCUUCUAGGUCACCACUGUUACAGCUUAGAGGCAUUAACCAUGGCAUGUGGUCACUCCUGCCCUGUCAGUGUCCACUGAGGUGGGGCAGCUCAAAGCACACCAAAGCUGACUUGGACAAAUGCUUUUACUCUGCCUUGAGACAGGAUAAAAACAUCCACGCUGGCAUCUUGCUUUCUGUCUGCUCCAGAGGCCAAAGUGUUCUGAAACUGAGCUGGAACUCAGCUACUGCUGUCUGGAACUGAUGGCACAAGAGCAGCUUUGGGGUGGCCACUGGAUCAGACAUUUUGCUUUCCAAAGUUAGGCUUUAGUUAAGUAAUUCCUGCAUUUAUUUUGGUUUCAAACCUGACAACGCUAAGACUGCAUUUUUAAAUUAAAGCACUCCCUGCUUCUUUUCAUAAAAGAUGUUAAGCUGUGAGGUUUGUUCUGGUUUGGAUCUAUUCAUACAACCCUGUUGCCUCUCAAGCAGCUGUUGGUAGAAGCAGCAGUUCUGGCAUAGAAGACACCUCAUUUUAAUUUAAUCUGAGCCUGGGAGACCCUUUUUCCUACACCUUCAGACAAUACUGUGACUGAAGCACUCUGGCUCUGACAGCUGCUUUUGUACUAGAGGGAAAUGCUGCAGGACUUAGAGCUCUAUGCAGGCUGUUCAGUGAGAAACAGUCCUGUGCCUCUGCUCCAUUUUAGAGAGUAAAUAUUGCUAUUUCCUUGCUUAUUAAACUAAUUUACAGAGCAAAAAGUAU